AUGGAGUCACUCCUGCUGCCGGUGCUGCUGCUGCUGGCCGUACUGUGGACGCAGGCGGCCGCCCUCAUUAACCUCAAGUACUCAGUGGAAGAAGAGCAGCGUGCCGGGACGGUAAUCGCUAACGUGGCCAAGGACGCGCGAGAGGCGGGCUUCGCGCUGGACCCCCGGCAGGCCUCCGCUUUCCGUGUGGUGUCCAAUUCCGCUCCGCACCUGGUGGACAUCAACCCUAGCUCAGGCCUGCUGGUCACCAAGCAGAAGAUUGACCGCGACCUGCUGUGCCGUCAGAGCCCGAAGUGCAUCAUCUCUCUCGAGGUUAUGUCCAGCUCAAUGGAAAUCUGCGUGAUUAAGGUGGAGAUCAAGGACCUGAACGACAAUGCGCCCAGUUUCCCAGCGGCACAGAUUGAGCUAGAGAUAUCAGAGGCGGCCAGCCCCGGCACACGUAUCCCGCUGGACAGCGCCUAUGAUCCCGACUCUGGCAGCUUUGGGGUGCAGACUUAUGAGCUCACGCCCAACGAACUGUUCGGCCUGGAGAUCAAGACGCGUGGCGACGGUUCACGCUUUGCUGAACUCGUGGUGGAGAAAAGUCUAGACCGCGAGACUCAGUCGCACUACAGUUUUCGAAUCACUGCACUCGACGGCGGAGACCCGCCGCACUUGGGCACCGUGGGCCUCAGCAUCAAGGUGACUGACUCCAAUGACAACAACCCGGUGUUUGGCGAGUCCACCUACGCGGUGAGCGUGCCUGAGAACUCGCCUCCCAACACACCCGUCAUUCGCCUUAAUGCUAGUGACCCAGACGAGGGCACCAACGGCCAGGUUGUCUACUCUUUCUAUGGCUAUGUCAACGACCGAACACGCGAGCUUUUCCAAAUCGAUCCACACAGUGGCUUGGUCACUGUCACUGGUGCCCUAGACUAUGAAGAGGGCCACGUGUACGAACUGGACGUUCAGGCCAAGGACCUGGGGCCCAACUCUAUCCCAGCACACUGCAAGGUCACAGUCAGCGUGCUGGACACCAAUGACAACCCACCGGUAAUCAACUUGCUAUCGGUCAACAGUGAGCUUGUGGAGGUGAGCGAGAGCGCCCCCCCAGGCUACGUGAUCGCCCUAGUUCGGGUGUCCGAUCGCGACUCAGGCCUCAAUGGACGAGUGCAGUGCCGUUUGCUGGGCAACGUGCCAUUUCGCCUGCAGGAGUAUGAGAGCUUCUCCACUAUCCUGGUGGACGGUCGGCUGGAUCGUGAGCAGCACGAUCAGUACAAUCUUACCAUUCAGGCGCGCGAUGGCGGCGUACCUAUGCUGCAAAGUGCCAAGUCCUUUACAGUGCGCAUAACUGAUGAGAACGACAACCACCCGCACUUCUCUAAGCCCUACUACCAGGUCAUUGUGCAGGAGAAUAACACUCCCGGCGCUUAUCUUCUCUCUGUGUCUGCCCGCGAUCCUGAUCUGGGUCUCAAUGGCAGUGUCUCCUACCAGAUAGUGCCGUCGCAGGUGCGGGACAUGCCUGUAUUCACCUAUGUCUCCAUCAAUCCCAAUUCGGGUGAUAUCUAUGCUCUGCGAUCCUUCAACCAUGAGCAGACCAAGGCAUUUGAAUUCAAGGUGCUGGCCAAGGAUGGUGGCCUGCCCUCACUGCAAAGCAACGCCACAGUGCGGGUCAUCAUCCUAGACGUCAAUGACAAUACCCCAGUUAUCACAGCCCCGCCACUAAUCAAUGGCACUGCUGAGGUCUACAUCCCCCGAAACUCAGGCAUAGGCUACCUGGUGACUGUUGUCAAGGCAGACGACUACGACGAGGGCGAAAAUGGUCGAGUUACCUAUGACAUGACUGAGGGUGACCGUGGCUUCUUUGAAAUAGACCAGGUUAAUGGCGAAGUCAGGACCACCCGCACCUUCAGCGAGAGCUCUAAAGCUUCCUAUGAGCUUAUUGUGGUGGCCCAUGACCACGGCAAGACGUCUCUCUCAGCCUCUGCGCUGGUCCUAAUCUACCUUUCCCCAGCUCUUGAUGCCCAAGAGUCAAUGGGCUCAGUGAACCUAUCCUUGAUUUUCAUUAUCGCCCUGGGCUCUAUUGCUGGCAUCCUGUUUGUCACUAUGAUCUUCGUGGCAAUCAAGUGCAAGCGCGACAACAAAGAGAUCCGAACCUACAACUGCAGUAAUUGUUUAACCAUCACUUGUCUCCUCGGCUGUUUUAUAAAAGGACAAAACAGCAAGUGUCUGCAUUGCAUCUCGGUUUCUCCCAUUAGCGAGGAGCAAGACAAAAAGGCAGAGGAGAAAGUGAGCCUAAGGGGAAAGAGAAUCGCUGAGUACUCCUAUGGGCAUCAAAAGAAAUCAAGCAAGAAGAAAAAAAUCAGUAAGAAUGACAUCCGCCUGGUACCCCGGGAUGUGGAGGAGACAGACAAGAUGAAUGUUGUCAGUUGCUCCUCCCUGACCUCCUCCCUCAACUAUUUCGACUACCACCAGCAGACGCUGCCCCUGGGCUGCCGCCGCUCUGAGAGCACUUUCCUGAAUGUAGAGAACCAGAAUACUCGCAAUACCAGCGCCAACCACAUCUACCAUCACUCUUUCAACAGCCAGGGCCCCCAGCAGCCAGAUCUGAUCAUCAAUGGUGUGCCUCUGCCUGAGACUGAAAAUUAUUCUUUUGAUUCCAACUAUGUGAAUAGCCGAGCCCAUUUAAUCAAAAGCAGCUCCACCUUCAAGGACCUAGAGGGCAACAGCCUGAAGGAUAGUGGACAUGAGGAGAGUGACCAGACUGACAGUGAGCAUGAUGUCCAGAGGAGCCUGUAUUGUGAUACUGCUGUCAACGAUGUGCUGAAUACCAGUGUGACGUCCAUGGGAUCUCAGAUGCCUGACCAUGAUCAGAAUGAAGGGUUUCAUUGCAGAGAAGAAUGCCGGAUUCUUGGCCACUCUGACAGGUGCUGGAUGCCCCGGAAUCCCAUGCCCACUCGUUCCAAGUCUCCUGAGCAUGUGAGGAACAUCAUCGCGCUCUCCAUUGAAGCUACUGCUGCUGAUGUUGAAGCUUACGACGACUGCGGCCCCACCAAGCGGACUUUUGCAACCUUUGGGAAAGAUGUCAGCGAUCACCCAGCUGAGGAGAGGUCCACCCUGAAAGGGAAGAGGACUGUCGAUGUAACCGUCUGUAGUCCCAAGGUCAAUGGCGCUAUCCGGGAGGCAGGCAAUGGCUGUGAGGCGAUUAGCCCUGUCACCUCCCCCCUCCACCUCAAGAGCCCUCUGCCCACCAAGCCUUCCAUGUCUUACACCGUUGCCCUGGCUCCCCCGGCCCGUGAUCUGGAGCAGUAUGUCAAUAAUGUCAACAAUGGCCCUUCCCGUCCCUCUGAAGCUGAGCCCCGUGGAGCUGACAGCGAGAAAAUCAUGCAUGAGGUUAACCCCAUUCUGAAGGAGGGUCGCGACAAAGAGUCCCCUGGUGUGAAGCGUCUGAAGGAUAUCGUUCUCUAAACCAGUCUCUGGGAAGAAGAGAAAGAAACUACGUUGGCUAGCGAAGAUGUAGGAGCUACUCAUUUUAAUUGCUCACCAAUGGUUGGUUCUUGAGUGGCUAUAUUUCAGAGCUUUCCCUAAAUGUAUUGUUUAUAAAUGACUAUCAUUCUGUGACAAUCCCUCUCGUUUCAACAGGCAGCAGGGGUGUUCAGUUAGAGCAAAUUAGCUUUGGCUUGAGUUGUUCAUGGGGCCUUGAUGUUGGGGAAACAGAGACAAAUUCAGUUGUGAAAAGUAUUAUGUAUUAAGUGUUUGAAUUUAUAUAUUUUUCUAUGUCAAAAUUAUAAUAUAAAUUACCAUUGUUUGUGGAGGAUUACAUUUAAAAAAA
This is a messenger RNA of Marmota flaviventris (yellow-bellied marmot), 3811 nucleotides long. RefSeq names its product protocadherin 19 (gene Pcdh19). The record is from RefSeq and is a predicted model, not a curated record. Gene Ontology annotation, biological process: homophilic cell-cell adhesion. Gene Ontology annotation, cellular component: plasma membrane. NCBI's taxonomy places the organism in Eukaryota, Metazoa, Chordata, Mammalia, Rodentia, Sciuridae. Gene Ontology annotation, molecular function: calcium ion binding.